UGAGUAUAUACGUUGUCUCGUGUUAUAUUUUCCGCGACUAAUUUUUUUUCGUCUUUCAUUGGCUAGAAUGGUGGCGGUCAAUUGGAGUUUGAAUUGUCCUUGGGUGCGUGCUGUCGGGUGCUGUAUUUGCGUGGUUGUGUUUGCGUCGUUUGCCAGCAUAUGUGAUUACUGUAAACGUGUAUGAAACUAUUGUAACGCUUUGUUUUUCUUUGUUUGUGCAUGUACUAGGCAUUAUUUGUCGUACAAUUCGUUGUUUGGUCUAUUGGUUGCUUGCGAUGUCAACGAACCGUCCGUUGCAGGUAGUCAAUUCGAGUGACAGGAGCACAGAUUUAAGUGGAAUUUUUGCUGAAUACAUACUUGGAAAGCGUUUCUUCAGCUGGGAUGAAUUUGAGAAGUCAUUAGCAGAAUUUCAAAAAGUGAGGAAGUCAUAUAAUGCUAACAGUGUAGUUAUCCUACACUCACUAUGUUCAUAAUUGCAGCAAAACGAUGCCGGAUGCCAGGUUUAAGUACGCUUAUGUUGGUUUUAAAUGCACUUUUGGAGUGAAUCGUACAAGACCUGGAUUGAAAUUGAAAAACAAGUCGUCUAAAUGUUGCAAUUGCUCGUCUUCAUUUCGCGUGGUUUUGCAUAAUAGUGAAUACAUAAUUGCUUCCCACAAUAUGGUGCAUAACCAUCCAUGCAGCAGGGUGUACAUGCAGAAUGACCCAUGGUAUAGACGACUAACAGUUGAAGAGAAAGAAAAUAUUGAACCACUUCUUCAGCAAUCCCACUCAUCCGAUGAAAUAAUAAUGCAUGUUAAGGAGAAGUACAACAAGGAUAUAACUCGCAUUGACGUUAAAAAUAUGAAAGCCGCAGUGAAUAAAGGUAUUUCGAGUCGUCGUGACAUUUUUGAAUUCCUAAAAUCCCGUGGGAAGUUAAUGGAGUAUUAUUCCGAUGAACCGAUCAGGAAUUCACUAACAAGAAUUUGUUUUGCAACUUAUGAGCAAAUGGAAUUGUAUAAACAGUUCCCUGAAGUUGUUGGUAUCGACUCGACGUAUAAUACGAAUAAGGGGAAGUAUUCUUUGUUCCAGCUACUUGUGACGGAUAAUUUUGGUCGUGGACGACCAGUUUUAUUUGCGUGGACUAGAAAAGAAUUCAAACGAGAUGUAGUUUGGAUAUUAGACUGUUUCCGGCAAAUAAUGGAAGACACCUCGAAAACAGAAUCCUUCAUUAUGGAUUGUGCGCAAGCUGAAAUAGCAGCCGUCAAGUUAACGCACAGACAAGCGCACAUUGUUUUGUGUUCUUUUCAUGUUUGCCGAGCUUUCUGUCGGAAAACAAGAAAUCCCAUUGUGAAGAACUACUUAUGCCGUCUAGUGCAGUGUAAAAGGAGAUCAGAAUUUAAUUUCUACUUCAGAGUUAUUAGCAGAUUGGACGCUAAUGUCAGUCAAUACCUACAACGUCGUUGGAUGCAUCGACGAGAAUUGUGGGCGGCCUGUUUCAGAGAUAACGUGCUGACUUUUGGGAACGAUACAAAUAAUCGUGUCGAGAGUUCCCACAAGCAGAUGAAACGGUUUUUGCAAAGAUCUGAUAGUCUGCAUAAAAGUAUGCUAAAGGUGUAUAAAUGGCAUAAACGAAGUUUUUCAAUAAUACAGCAGGAGGCGAAUAUUGCUCAAUCACGAUGCUUCACGUAUCCCUGUUCACAAAGUUUAAUCCCAAUUAUACGGUUGCUUACACCAUACGCCGCGAGGAAGGUAAUACGUGAAUACCAAUUGCGACGAUGGGCUACUGUUGAGUUCGAAUCCGUUGAUUAUGUAUUUUUCAAAGAAAAUGGGAAAACAGUGCAGGUUGAUCUGAGUGCUUGCACCUGCACGUGCUUUACAUUUCAGACCUGUCGGUACCCCUGCCGACACUUGCUUUUGGUCCACUUAAGAAAGCCGUAUUUCACAGUUAACCAUGGCUCUGAUAGUGACUGUCUUCCAGCACCUGGUAGGAAUUUAUGGCUGGCUGAAGAUGAAUUAAAGUUACUAGAAGCACUGGAGACUUACGGUUAUGGUAACUGGGAUGAGAUAUCUGCACAACUUCAGUCACAUAGUCCUGCGGAUUGUCGUGAUCAUUAUGAGAAUUUCUACAUGUCAGGCAUUAUGAAAGAACUAUACUCAUCCACCUACUCAUUACCAUCUGUCACGGAACAUAAUUAUUCUUGCCAGCAGCUCGACUGUGAAGAUGAAAAAAAUCCGGCUUGUGAUUUGCGUAUUAGUCAUCAGAAAUCACUUGGGUAUUUGCCAUACAGGGAUGAAUUUGAAUAUGAAUACAUUAACUCAGCGGAAGAAGUUUUAAAUGCUGUUUAUGGUACUCCUCACAAAGACCAACUUAACGAGGCAUUUCAGUUAGCAUUGAUUAGUAUUUACAAUCAAUACAUAGAGAAACGUUAUUUCCGUCAUCGGGUAGCGCGUUCACAUAAUCUGGUAAUUCGUCUUAUGCGUGAUGUAAUACACAGCCAGUCAGAAGAGAAGUCACACAAUCCGACUAAACUACGUGGUUAUCCUAGUCGACGCGGCCGUCGUGUUUCUCGACUUAAAACGAAUAAUCAGAAAUGCUGUUCUCAAAGCAGACUUAAUAAGUCAGAAACUCGAUAUUCUUACAAAUUAGAAAAUAGUGACAAUCUAAUUAUUAAUGCUGAUGUCAACCGUAAUCUUGCAAAAACUGAGCAAGUCAAUGAAGAAGUUUUUGCACAGUCUCCAACUUUAACACCAAAACACUUGAAUCGUUCAUGGGAAUCAUUACCAACACCCAUCUUACAACGUUUCCAUGCCUCAUAUUUGAAUAAACAAAGUGAAGAUAAGGUGGUCUCUAUAGUCAAUCCAGAAUUUCCUGGCGUAAGCAAAACCCUGGAUGUAGUCUCUGCCCCUAAAAAAUCGCUUAUUCAUGAUGGUUUAUGGCCAACUGAGUCUUCCACUUCAUCUGAGAUUCUGGACUCAGGUAUUAGUUCUGUGGAAUCGUCUUCUAAUUCUACUACAUCUUGUGGUAGUUUAAGCGACCCAUUCAGUCUUAACUCUAUUAAAUCAUCCGAUAAAUCACUGCCAUUCUCUUGUAAUGUUACCACUCGUCCGCGAUCUAGUUCUGAUUCUGCCUGUGAUCCCACAACACUGAGAUCAAAAAUUCAGUAUCCCACUUGGGUAGAGCAAAUCUUAUCAAAUAAUCCAUAUAACCAGAAAGUUUCGCAAGUUGACAGUACUUCCAACUCAACUGCAGAUCCCAUUCACCCCGUCUGUAAAGUGGAGACUCCUUUACAUUUACCCUUGAGACGCCGUCGUGGACGUCCACCUCGAGACCGUUGUAUAGUAUCCUACACUGAUAACAAGCAGCAAAAUCACCAAACGUUCUUACCUGCAUCAAGUCCAGAAAAACUUAAUAGCGAGUCCUGUUUACAGACACCACUUAAUCCAUCUCCUGAAAAGAAUAUUUUAUCGAAUUCUGUGAUGAAUGAUCGCCCUAAGAAGCUUACAAGUUUAACUACUAAUGUAGAAACUCCACUAUCAGUGCCUGUAUGUCGUCGUCGCGGUCGUCCACCACGUAAUCGUCGAUUGGUAUCAUCUGCACCACACAGUCGUUUCAAUGAAAAAAUUUUAACGCAUCCUGAAUGGCUGAAACCAUUCUUUCGCUAUCUUUCUACAUCAGAAGCGGAGAUGUUCCUUAAAGAUUUUGAACGUGAACGCGUCCUCCGUGUUGAACUUAAUCAUCUGAUACAAAAUUCUCAGGGGUUAUAUGAAUUUCCCAUGGAACAAACAACAGCCAGUUGUCAUAUUAAGCCAGAAAAUUCAUCUGAACAGUUGAACACAAAAGACAAUCCUCCUUCUGCAUCUUCAUCAUCGUCAACCUCUUCUUCUUCUUCUACAGCUUCCAAGUCUAGUAAACCGCGAACCGCGCUAAUCCAUCGUCGAUCAUCUUAUUUGGCAAGAUUACGUAAUGUUAAACAAUCAUAUUAUGCAACUAGACGAAGGUCAAUUCAUCAUCGCCAUCAUCACCAUUUCACUUCAUUUAGUAAAAUAAAGCAUAAUUUUAAUCGUAGACAUUAUCAUCAUAAAAUUAAACGAAUUAAAUUUAAUAAUAAUAAUAAUAAAUAGUAGGAAUAAUAGAAUUCAUCAAGAGAUAAUGAUAAAUACUCACGACUAAUGUUAAUUUCUUUUGGUUUGUUUUUCCAAAGUUUCAUUUAUAUUACUGUUAUUGUUGUUGUUGUUGUUUUUAACUUUGAUCUCAGGUUUGUUAGUUAGACAGACAGGCGGUUGUUACUACUCUUCAGUCUAUGUGUGUUUAACCAAUCUGUAUGAAUAGUUAUGUAAUGUUUCAUGUUUUAUUCACUACCGACUAAAAGCUACCUAACACUCUUAGUGAUAUAUUAUAGUUUUGUACAUAUCAUUAUUCUAGGUGAAAUAUUAUUGACUGUUGUUAUAUAUAUAUAUAUAUUUAAGUGAGCAAUCUAUACAAAAUUAGGAUUAAAUAGGUUUUUGUUUCUUUUUAUGCUUCUUCUUAUUGUUUGUUUUAUCAAAUUAAUAAUAAUUUUUUCGUUGUUAAUGUUGUAACUGAUCACUACAAUAUAAAGCUUAGCUAUAAUUACUAUUAAGCUACCUUACCUAGUUGUCCUUUUGAUAGGUUGUCUGUCUGAUUGACUCAUUGACUUGCUUCAAUAGGUGUUUUUUUUAUAAAUUUUUUGCUUUUUCUUUAUUGGCUGUGUUCUUUCUACCAACAACGUUUAUCAUAUUUGUGAUCGUUAAUGGUUGUUUAUUGUGUUUUUUGUUUGCUUAGGUUGUACACAAGCUACUGUCUCUUUCAUUGCACACACACACAUAUUUCUUUGUCUCCUACAUUGUUGUAUUGUGAUUCCUCCUCUUGCUUCUCUUUAUCUCACUUUCUCUUGUUCGUUUUACUGCCUUCGGUGAUAAGCAGCAACAGUAGUGGUAACUGCUCAAUUAAUUUCCUUUUCUAUUAUUGUCAAUGUUAUUCUUUUUUGUUUUGUUCUACUUCUUCUUAAUACGUGAUGGUUGCUUAGGCAAAAAAUGCAUUACUGCACUUGUUUGUGAUAGACAGACUGUCUAAAAUGUCUGUUCUAUUCAAUGCAUUCGUUCUUUAUUGUAUAGGAUAUUAUUAUUAUUAUUACUAGGCCUAUAUGCAUACAUAUGUUACAUGUAUCCUGUUAUGUUAUGUUACGUUAUGUUAGUUAUAUUCCAAUAAUAGUAUUUCCUCUGUUUAACUGUCUUUUUUUCAUUUAAAAACUCGUAUCGACACUUUUAAUUCACGUGCAUGCUAUAGGGAAUGCUUGCGACAUUAAUAAUCGUAAGAUUUCUAUCCAACAGUUCCAAAAAAGGCCUUAUUCUUUCUUACAGAUGCAGUUCUUUGGGGACAACACUAGCGAG
Molecule: messenger RNA, 5388 nt
Organism: Trichobilharzia regenti
Lineage: Eukaryota; Metazoa; Platyhelminthes; Trematoda; Strigeidida; Schistosomatidae
Source: the annotation of a GenBank genome assembly